This is a messenger RNA of Topomyia yanbarensis, 1269 nucleotides long. RefSeq lists its product as uncharacterized. The transcript has 3 exons. NCBI's taxonomy places the organism in Eukaryota, Metazoa, Arthropoda, Insecta, Diptera, Culicidae. The record is from RefSeq and is a predicted model, not a curated record. The coding region runs from base 185 to 1126 and encodes 313 amino acids.
AAUGAUUCCAGGAAUUCUUUCUCCUUGAACAAAACCAACAGACGGAUGAGCCGCAGUAAUUAUUCGUCUUGAAUCACUUGUGCUUGUGCCUUCGUUCAGGAUCAGAUUGAAAAUUGGACAACAGCCCGUAAUCUAGUGCUUCAAGUAUAAUCAGUUACCGUAACGGAACGACCCCGUUUCUAGAAUGAGCACAUCCGAUUUCGAAUCAGCUGCUUCGGUAGGUACAGAAUCCGAAGAAUUUCACGCGACUAAUUCUAUGCCCGAUGCUGACCGCAGCCUUGCCCAGCGGAUGCUGCUGUACGUUUACAACAGGGCGGGAAUAACGCACGCCCGGCAGCUGAUGUUCUGGGAAGAUUUCCGCUCCAGUAAUCCGGACGUAGAAAUGCAAGCUCGCGAUUUACGGGCAAUGUUCUUCGAGGAAGUUCUAAACGAUUUAGAACAUUACGACGAUUUGGCCUACGAAGUAGUACAAUAUCUCAACCCGAUUUUUAAUCAGUAUCAGCGGGGUGUGCUGGAGUUUGGUGAUUUAGCCGAAGGUGAAGAUUUCCUGCUAAAUGUGCCUCCGGGAGUCGCUGGAGGCGAGCUUAGCUUUGAAGAGAUGGUCAAUUACGUUUCGGCCCCGAUCACGGCCAGCCGCAACCUACCGAUGGUUCCGCUGAACCUGGAACUGGUUACCACUCCGCGUUCGAAACGACCAUCCCGCGAAGAUGAAAUGGCUCAACAGUUUGCUAAGCUGCUAAGUGAACUCGUUUGGACCGAAGAGGAAGCAGCAGAGAAACCGGUGUUGCCUAUCCCGGAGCUGCGGGAGCGCACCUUUGCUCUAACCAAAGCCGGAAUCUCCCUGCAGCAUCUGCUGGAACCGGGCAUGAUUGCACACACACUGCUGAGUCAGCAGUAUGAAGCUCGUGCCGAGAAGGCGGCGGAGUGCGAUCAGGUUGUCCCGGCGACUUGCGCCUCCUCCGGCAAGCGAAGUGCCGCCAAACGAUGUCAAUCGUAUGACGACUCAGGAUUGGGUCUUUCACCGAGCAAGCGUGCUCUGCUUAUGACUCCUAUGCUACCGAGUGCCAGGCGUUUGGAGCAGCAUCAUCGUCUGCGACGGCUGGUUUCGGCACCCCCGGAAUGUUAAGAACCGGGACUGGGAAUGUUGUGUAUGAUUUAUUAUUUCUUGACCUCCCUUUUUUAUUUCUAGAUUUUGAACUAGUCUAAUCACAUUGUUUACGACAUACAUAUGCAACUGUAUUCUAUUGGAAUGUGAGUUAAGUUUGAAUA